GUGUCACCUCAAUUUGUGUAAUCCACGGGAAAAUGAGUGAUUUCGUUCAGUGCACUAUAGAUGGCGUCAUUGACCGGAAGUUAAAAACCGAAUAUAUCAGAAUGGGGGUCUUCGAAUCUCUCGAUUUUUUGGAUGAUGUGCGGCGUAUGAACCCAAGACAGUUGUACUACCAGGUGCUUAACUUUGCUAUGAUAGUGGCUUCAGCUCUGAUGAUAUGGAAAGGUCUAAUGGUAGUCACAGGAAGUGAGAGCCCAAUUGUCGUUGUGCUUAGUGGAAGUAUGGAGCCAGCAUUCUUCAGAGGAGACUUGCUGUUGCUAACCAACCAUGAAGAAGAACCAAUCAGAGUUGGCGAAAUUGUAGUCUUCAAAAUAGAAGGAAGGGAUAUUCCUAUAGUUCAUAGAGUUUUAAAGGUUCAUGAAAAAGAGAAUGGAAAAGUGAAAUUCCUUACCAAGGGGGACAAUAACAGCGUAGAUGAUAGAGGACUUUAUGCUCCAGGACAAUUAUGGCUAGAGAAAAAAGAUGUAGUUGGUAGAGCUAAGGGAUUUGUACCAUAUGUAGGCAUAGUUACAAUACUAAUGAAUGACUAUCCUAAAUUCAAGUAUGCAUUAUUAGCUUGCCUUGGACUAUUUGUGCUGAUACAUAGAGAAUAACACAUGAUCUCCAGGAAUAGCCCACAUACAUAUAGUACCACCAAGAUCUUCACUUAGAGCAGUUACAAAUAUCAUUAUAACACAAAGGAGACAGCUAUAGAUACUACAACUCACCACAAAUAAAUCCCUAUAACUCGCUAGGAACAGUUAAAAUGGAUAGACAUGUAUUUACAAGCCACCAGAGCAGUUACAAUAGCUCACAGGGAACAGUAACAAAUAUCUCCACAACUCAUGUUCAUAAGGUUUUGUAAAAUUCUCUUUGUA
This is a messenger RNA of Owenia fusiformis, 914 nucleotides long. Lineage: Eukaryota; Metazoa; Annelida; Polychaeta; Sabellida; Oweniidae. The record is from the annotation of a GenBank genome assembly.